CAUGGACUAUGACUUCAAGGUGAAGCUGACGGGCGAGCGCGAGCGCGUCGAGGACCUCUUCGAGUACGAGGGCUGCAAGGUGGGCAGGGGCACCUACGGGCACGUCUACAAGGCCAAGCGCAAGGACGGGAAAGAUGAUAAAGAUUAUGCUUUAAAGCAAAUAGAAGGUACUGGAAUUUCUAUGUCUGCAUGCAGAGAAAUAGCAUUGCUGCGGGAGCUGAAGCACCCGAAUGUGAUUUCCCUGCAGAAAGUGUUUCUGUCUCAUGCGGACAGGAAAGUGUGGCUGCUCUUCGACUACGCGGAGCACGAUCUCUGGCAUAUAAUCAAAUUCCACAGGGCUUCUAAAGCAAACAAGAAACCAGUUCAGUUACCUCGGGGAAUGGUGAAGUCCCUGUUAUAUCAGAUCCUAGAUGGCAUUCACUACCUGCAUGCUAACUGGGUGUUACACAGGGAUUUGAAACCUGCUAAUAUUUUAGUUAUGGGUGAAGGUCCUGAGCGAGGAAGAGUAAAAAUUGCUGACAUGGGCUUUGCCCGAUUAUUUAAUUCACCUCUGAAGCCUUUAGCAGACUUGGAUCCAGUAGUUGUAACGUUCUGGUAUCGAGCUCCAGAGUUGCUUCUUGGAGCAAGGCAUUAUACCAAAGCUAUUGAUAUUUGGGCCAUAGGGUGUAUAUUUGCAGAGCUGCUAACAUCAGAGCCGAUAUUCCACUGUCGACAAGAAGAUAUCAAAACUAGCAAUCCUUAUCACCACGACCAGCUGGACAGAAUAUUCAACGUAAUGGGAUUUCCUGCAGAUAAAGACUGGGAAGACAUAAAAAAGAUGCCUGAACAUUCAACUUUAAUGAAAGAUUUCCGGAGAAACACGUAUACCAACUGCAGCCUUAUCAAAUAUAUGGAAAAACAUAAAGUGAAGCCAGAUAGUAAGGCAUUCCACUUGCUUCAGAAAUUGCUCACAAUGGAUCCAAUAAAGAGAAUUACCUCAGAACAGGCUAUGCAGGAUCCCUAUUUCCUAGAAGAUCCGCUUCCCACUUCCGAUGUUUUUGCAGGUUGUCAAAUCCCUUACCCAAAACGAGAAUUUUUAACAGAAGAAGAACCAGAUGAUAAAGGAGACAAAAAGAACCAGCAGCAGCAGCAGGGCAAUAACCACACUAAUGGAACUGGUCAUCCAGGGAACCAAGACAACAGUCACACACAGGGACCCCCACUGAAAAAAGUGAGAGUUGUUCCUCCUACCACUACCUCAGGUGGACUUAUCAUGACCUCAGACUAUCAGCGUUCCAACCCGCACGCUGCCUACCCCAGCGCCGGGCCGAGCACCUCGCAGCCGCAGAGCAGCCUGGGCUACUCAACUACCUCGCAGCCGCCGCCGCCGCCGCCGCAGUACUCGCACCAGGCGCACCGGUACUGAGCGGCGCCC
This is a messenger RNA of Nothoprocta perdicaria, 1414 nucleotides long. It is a transcript of the gene CDK8, whose product is annotated as cyclin dependent kinase 8. Gene Ontology annotation, molecular function: RNA polymerase II CTD heptapeptide repeat kinase activity; cyclin-dependent protein serine/threonine kinase activity; ATP binding. The record is from RefSeq and is a predicted model, not a curated record. NCBI's taxonomy places the organism in Eukaryota, Metazoa, Chordata, Aves, Tinamiformes, Tinamidae. Gene Ontology annotation, biological process: protein phosphorylation. The coding region runs from base 2 to 1405 and encodes 467 amino acids. Gene Ontology annotation, cellular component: nucleus; mediator complex. The transcript has 13 exons.